Messenger RNA from Raphanus sativus (radish), 261 nucleotides. Its product is annotated as putative defensin-like protein 31. The transcript has 2 exons. NCBI's taxonomy places the organism in Eukaryota, Viridiplantae, Streptophyta, Magnoliopsida, Brassicales, Brassicaceae. The coding region runs from base 1 to 246 and encodes 81 amino acids. The record is from RefSeq and is a predicted model, not a curated record.
AUGAUAUCAAUAAGCAAUCGUGAUUUUUUGGCGUUGUGUUUGGCAAUUCUCUUGACUCUAAAUUUUGCGGAAGCUCAAGAUAGGAGUAAGCUAAUUCCUAUAGGUCCUUGCGCACAGAUUCCGAACUGCAGUCAGACGUGCAAUAAUUCAGGCUUUCCUAAAGGCGGAGAAUGCAUCAAAUGGUAUCCUAAUUCUAUCAAAGAUACAUGUGCGUGCUUUGUAAACUCUCCUACACCGGCUGUUUAAGAUAACAACUCUUCA